AUGUACGUCCGAGCGAUUCCGACGACGGAUGUGAAUCGGAACACGGAGUGGUUCACGUAUCCUGGAGUCUGGACCACUUAUAUUCUCAUCCUCUUCUUCUCUUGGCUCCUCGUUCUCUCCGUCUUCCACUGCUCCCCUGGCAUCGCCUGGACCAUCGUCCACCUCGCCCAUUUCACCGUCACGUAUCAUUCAUUUCACUGGAAGAAGGGAACUCCGUUUGGGGAUGAUCAAGGAAUCUACAAUAGGUUGACUUGGUGGGAACAGAUUGACAAUGGAAAGCAGCUCACACGGAACAGGAAGUUUCUCACUGUUGUUCCCGUUGUCUUAUCCAUGUUAGGUUUACAAUGA
Molecule: messenger RNA, 348 nt
Organism: Arabis nemorensis
Lineage: Eukaryota; Viridiplantae; Streptophyta; Magnoliopsida; Brassicales; Brassicaceae
Source: the annotation of a GenBank genome assembly